GUGAAAGAAAUUUAUUUAAUCGACGACAGAUCAAUUUUUUUUUUGGAGUGAAGAAUUAAAAAAAAAAAAAAAAAAACAAUCAACAAACAAAGACCAGAUACUUGAAAGAUAAUGAUGAAACAUUUUAUUUUUUAACUACGUCAUUAUUUUAUUAUUCUGGAGUUGAUACGCAGACUAGGUUAUUUCAUGAGCCAGCUGACUGACAGUUGAUGUGAAUUAGAUAAAUUAAAUGGUGUAUUUUGGAGUUUGUUACUAGGUUUAAUAAUUUUUAUCAAUGACAAUGGAUCAAGAAGUUUUGACAACUCUGAAACUACUUAUGAUUGGUGAAUCAAAUGUCGGAAAGUCAAGCAUUUUAUUAAGGUUCACCGAAGACGAGUUUAAUGAGAAUAUACAGAACACUGUGGGUAUGGAUUAUAAAACAAAGCAAGUAAAUAUUGAUGGCAACGUUGUAAAACUUGCAAUCUGG
This is a messenger RNA of Cotesia glomerata, 466 nucleotides long. Its product is annotated as ras-related protein Rab-18-B-like. The record is from RefSeq and is a predicted model, not a curated record. Gene Ontology annotation, molecular function: GTPase activity; GTP binding. Lineage: Eukaryota; Metazoa; Arthropoda; Insecta; Hymenoptera; Braconidae.